Drosophila serrata is the source of this 1636-nucleotide messenger RNA. RefSeq names its product eukaryotic translation elongation factor, selenocysteine-specific (gene eEFSec). Gene Ontology annotation, biological process: selenocysteine incorporation. Gene Ontology annotation, molecular function: GTP binding; GTPase activity; translation elongation factor activity. Lineage: Eukaryota; Metazoa; Arthropoda; Insecta; Diptera; Drosophilidae. The record is from RefSeq and is a predicted model, not a curated record.
UGUUUCUUACGUUUCCCUAUGCUUUUGACCGAAAAAUAUGUCUAAAAACUUUAAUAUUGGCCUGCUCGGCCAUGUGGACAGUGGAAAGACUACGUUGGCCAAGGCUUUGAGCUCCAUAUCGAGCACAGCGGCAUUUGACAAGAAUCCGCAGUCGGUGGAACGUGGAAUAACAUUGGAUUUGGGCUUUAGCGGACUCGUGGUGGACGGGCCACAAGGAGAUCAGCUGCAGUUGACGUUCGUUGAUUGCCCUGGCCAUGCGAGUCUGAUCCGCACUAUCAUAGGAGGAGCACAGAUCAUUGAUCUUAUGUUGCUCGUGGUGGACGCCCAAAAGGGCAUCCAAACGCAGACGGCCGAGUGUUUAAUCAUUGGAGAGCUCAUGGACAAGAAGCUGAUUGUGGUGAUCAAUAAGAUCGAUGCUUUCCCUGUGGAUCAGAAGUCAAAGCUGGAGAAGCUACGCCUGCGCCUACGUAAGACUUUGGAAGCCACAAGCUUUGGUAGAGAGUUACCUAUAUACGCCGUGUCGGCCCUAGAGAGAAUCAAUAUGCAGGAGAUAAAAGAUGGACUGAUACAGGCCUACUAUCAGCCGGAGAGGAAUGUCACCGCUCCAUUGCUGAUGUACGUGGAUCAUUGUUUUGGCAUUAAAGGCCAGGGAACCGUUUGCACGGGUACCUUGCUCCAAGGAAAAGUGCAAGUCAACGAUAUGGUAGAGCUGCCGGCAUUGAAUGAACAGCGCAAGGUGAAAUCGAUCCAGAUGUUCCGUCAGAAUGUGUCCAGUGCCUCUAUGGGCGAUCGCAUUGGCCUGUGCGUCACCCAGUUCAAUGCCAAGCUCCUGGAACGUGGAGUAAUUUCCCAGCCUGGUUACCUCAAACCCAUAUAUGCAGUAUGCCUGCAACUCAGGCCCAUCCGUUACUAUAAAAAUGCCAUUAAAUCGAAGAGUAAACUUCAUGUCUCUUUGGGGCAUGACACGGUCAUGGCCAAUGUGACAUUGUUUCGGAAUACGGAUAACCUAUCAACCGAAUUUCGACUGGAUAAAGAGUAUGAGUAUGUGGAGGAGCUGCAGCCAGCCGAGGCUUCAAGCAACGAUAUAAUCUUCGCCCUGCUGGAGUUUGAGAGCCCUGUGUUGUCCCCUCCUAAUUCAACACUGAUUGCUUCUAAACUGGAUAUGGAUGUCCACAGCAGCAGCUGUAGAUUGGCUUUCUGGGGUCGCAUUGCGUGGCAGACGCAGAGUGUGAAUUAUAUCCACGAAGUGCUACCUCAAUUAAGAAUCUUCAAGCGGAAACAGAAGGUGGGAAGCAUUCAGCGAGUGGUGAAUGCCAACGAAGUGAUUGUUCAGAAUCUGUUCAAGAAAGAGGCUAAAAGAGAACUUUAUGUGGGUAAGACGGUGGAGCUUUCCACGGGAGAAAGGGGUCGCAUCGAUCGAACUUUUGGCCAGACCUCAAAGGUGGCUAUUACCUUUCAGGAUUCACUUUCACCCGCAACCAUAUCCAAUGUAAAAGAUGUGCGUUUGUUGAACUGUAAGAAGUAUGUGUUUAAUAAACAAGCGGGCUCUUUCAGUGACAAAUUACUACAACCUGUUUUUGGAAUUCCCUGUGGUUGCAUUUUCUUGCAAAAAAAUUUAAAUACUCCGCCAAAUUAA